GACUCGCUGGGUGGGGGCGAGUCUUGAAGGCUCCUGGGCGGAAGCUCUCUUGUGGCCGCCGGUUCUUGGUGCCGGGUCGGGCUCGGAUCCAAGCCUUGCUGGGAUGGUACCUACUGGGGAGCCGGGACUGCUGGCCUGCGACGGGGCAGAUGACCUGGCUGCCCUGGCGGAGCUGGACGAGGCGAGACUGCUGCAGAAUCUGAGCGGCCGCUUCCUGCAGCAGCGGGUCUAUACAUAUAUUGGGGACAUUCUUAUUGCGAUGAACCCGUUCCAGAGCCUUCCGCUCUACGAGAAACCAGUAUCAGAGAAAUAUCAGAACCAUGACAAGGGUACCCUACCCCCCCACAUCUUUGCCAUUGCUGACAGAGCAUAUCAGGCCAUGCUGGGGCAUCUGGCAGCAGGACCUCAGAACCAGUGUAUCGUCAUCAGCGGAGAGAGUGGUGCAGGGAAAACCGAGAGCGUAAAGCUACUGCUGCAACACAUCAUGCACCUGUGCAAGGGCAACUCACAGCUGGAGCAGCAGAUACUGCAGGUGAACCCAUUGCUCGAAGCCUUUGGCAAUGCACAAACAGUGAUGAAUGACAACAGUAGCCGCUUUGGAAAAUACAUGCAGCUGAGGUUCCAAAGGAGUACAGUGAGGGGUGCCAAGCUGAGUGAGUAUCUGCUAGAGAAGUCUCGUGUGGUGCAACAAGAUGCUGGAGAGAGGAAUUUCCAUGUCUUCUACUAUAUGUUUGCUGGGCUCACUGCAGAGGAAAAGGAGAUGUAUGGGUUGCUAGAUCCCUCAUUGUACAGGUACAUAAGUGGCUGGUUUAGGGCAGAGGACGUGGCUGAGUCCUGGAAGCACAAGUACUGGGAGGUGCGUAAUGCCCUAGACAUGGUGGGCUUCCAGGAACAGGAGCAGGUGGACAUGCAGGCAAUCCUGGCCGGAGUCCUGUCUCUGGGCAAUGUGACCUUCCAGUCCCAGGAGAACAAUGGGGCCGUGAGAGUGAGUGAAGCCUCCAGGGGGUGGCUGAAGGCUUCAGCGGGUCAAUUUGGAGUCCAGGAAGAGGAGCUAUUGAAAUGCCUCAUUUGUAAAGUGUCCGUAACCCGGGGAGAACAGAUUCAGCGUUUCCACACCCAGCAGCAGGCUGAGGAUGCCCGGGACUCCAUUGCUAAGGUGGCAUAUGGCCGCGUGUUUGGUUGGAUUGUCCGCAAAAUCAAUGAACUGCUGGCUGAGAAUGUGGAUCCUGAGGUGGAGCUGAGGGAGAUUGGGAUCCUGGAUAUCUUUGGGUUUGAGAACUUUGUGGUGAAUCGUUUUGAGCAGCUCUGCAUAAACUUGGCCAAUGAGCAGCUGCAGCACUUCUUCAAUUAUCAUAUUUUCCAACUGGAGCAGGCCGCGUACCAGGAGGAAGGGCUGCCCUGGGAGGCAAUUACAUUCAACAAUAACAAACCCAUUUUGGACCUGUUCCUGGCCAAGCCGCUGGGGCUGCUGUCUCUCCUGGAUGAGCAGAGCACGUUCCCUCAGGCGACUGAUAAAACCUUUGUGGAUAAACUGAAUAGCACCUUCAAGGGGAACUCACACUUCCAGCCAUGUAGAGGCCGUGUGCUAGGGUUCAGCAUCAUUCACUAUGCAGGGAAGGUUCAGUAUGCUUCCUGUGGCUUCCUAGAGAAGAACAGAGACACUUUGCCAGCAAAUAUCCGGGGUCUCUUCAUCAACAGUGUCACCCCACUACUGAGUGUGCUGUUUACAGCCACAGUUUCCAGAACAGGGACUUUGAUGCCUCACAUUAAAGCCAAGGUCUUGCCAGGAACAGACAAUAACUUCAACAACACACGGAAGCAAUCAGUGGGUGCUCAAUUCCGGCAUUCACUAUCCGUGCUGAUGGAGCGAAUGUACUCUGCUAACCCACACUUUGUGCGCUGCAUCAAACCGAACAGCCAGAAGGAGCCGGGCGUGGUUGACAGCCAAGUGGUGCUGGAGCAGCUCAGAUACAAUGGAUUGCUGGAAACCAUCCGGAUUCGGCGAAAUGGCUUUUCCUGGAGACCCACUUUUGAGGAAUUUGCAAAAAGAUACCGAAUUCUCCUAAUUAAACCAGAUGUCCCACUCACACAGGAAAGCUGCUUGGAGAUUUUGCAGAGUACAGAGCUGAAAGACUGGAGAUGUGGGAAGUCCCGCCUCUUUUUUAAGUACUGGCACCAGGAACUGCUGGCAAAGAGCAUGGACCGCUUGGAAAAGGCAGCAAUAAUCAUCCAGAAGACUUACAAGAGAUUCUGCUGUAGGAAGAGUUACCAGGAGCUGGUGGUUGAGCUCAGAGCCCGGGAGAAGCAUCUGCAGGAGGAAGCAGAGAGAGAGAGCAACAGGCAACUGGAACUGGAGUCCCAGGCCCAGAUUGCCUCACCAGUCCCUGUGCCACGGAGGAGAUGUCCUCAGCCCCUCCCCCGGUCUCAGCCUGGAGCUGAUUCUCUGACACAGCCACCAGUACCACGCCCUCGCAGCAAACUCACAGAGUCGACUCCCUUUGAUAAUUUUUUGCGCUCCAGGCCCUGUCCUGUGGUGGGGACAGAGGGGCAGACAGGAGAAGAAGAAGAAAUGAGGCAAAUCAAGAGGGGAGCAACUCUCCGCUGGUUCAGAGAGACACAGGCCAGGAAGGUUAUGCAGGAUGAUGGGGCCUUUCCUGGCUGGCUGCAUGGGAUGAUCAGCAGGAGAGAAGCUGAGAACUUGCUGAUGGACAAGCCUCUGGGCAGCUUUCUGGUUCGAAUCAGUCAGAGCAGGCCAGGCUACACCCUGUCAUACAGGGGUGAGAGCCGCUGCAGGCAUUACAUGAUUGAGAUGCAGCCCAAUGCACGCUAUGUGAUCCUGGGGGAGGACCGAGCUCACACCUCACUCACCCUGCUGGUCCAAUACCAUCGAACUGUGGGAAUCCAGCCCUUCAUGGAGACGUUGACUGUGCCCUGUGAGCAGAGAGGUGAUGGGGACUCCAAUUAUGAGGAGCUGAAAUUCCACACCCUGGCCCCAUGCCCAGCAGAUGGGGAGAAGCAGCCUGAAAAGGAACAGGCUGGUCUUAAUGGGGCACCUGUUGUCAGCCACAUCCAGCAUGCAGGAGCAAAUGCUGUUCUCAAGCACAUGCUGUUCAGGAAAUCAAAGAAAUGCCAAGAGCAGCAGCUGAGCCCAGACGAGGAGGGGGCGGAGCCAAGCCCAUGUGAGGCUGGGGUGGCCAGACGGGCCAUUCCUCGCCUCUACCCCUCCAUACGAUUGGCAAUGUGGGAAAUCCAGCAGUUUUCUUCCCACCCCUCGAAUGGUUCCUAUGCUGAGCUGCAACUGAAGCCCCAGCACUGAAGGCAGCGGGGCCCACAGCAAGAGUGACAUGACAAACCUGGCUCAGGCCCUGCAUCACCUGGUAGAAGCACCUGGGGAGAUGGCAGCCUCGUCCACAUGCACAGGGCUGGCUCUGUGCCCUAUGGACAAGACACUGGAAGAGAAGAACUUUCUGCAGCUUUUUGUCAUGCUCUGCCACUGGGGAGCUGCUGUACAGGCUAGUCUCUGAUUCUGGCAGGAGGAGGUGAUGGAAUGACCAAGAGCUGGGGUCAUUGUGCAAAUCUGUGUGGAAAUCUUGGUGGUGAUUUUUCUGAUAUAGCUGGAGAAUGAAUGCCCUGUACUUUGUGUGUUUAGAUAUUUGGCUGUGUAUGUCUUCUCCCUUUGUGCUGUCCCAGCUCUGCACAGACAGCUGGCACAGCAGACCUCGAGCAAACUGCCCAAUGACCACAAGAUCCCUUAAGGUGCGAAGACACCCGGCCAUGUUUAUUGUCAACAAAGCAUGGUAAUAGCACCUGGCAGACUCUACAAGGAUACUAAAACGUGUAUGCCCAUGAUAAGGGACGCAGUUCAGUGAAUGGCGGGACUAUCCAUUCCACCCUCAGCUGGUCAAAGAUACUCCCUCUGAGAUACAUCAUAAUACCCUGAUACAAAAAAGUUAGUACUGCCUCUGACAUGGUUACUGCCCCCGAUGUGGUUAGUUAUCACCCAUCACCUUAUACAUGUUGGUCCAAUCAAAACAUCUCGAUUACGUACUGUCAUCCUGACCUUAUCUUUUAGGAGGGAUUAGUUUGUUCCUGUUAUCCUUGAGGAAUGUUUCUGUACCAUCCUUGAUUAUCAGGAUGUUCUGGUACCACUUAAUAUCGGGAUGUGUUUGCGUAAGUACUCUGUGCUUAGCACUUCUUAGGAAUGUGUAUUUCUGCAAUAUCAGCCCUGUUUUGCCACAUUCUGUGAGCAGGUCCUCCCUCAAACCAGGCCUCUAAUACAAGGGCUUAUGUCUCUUCCUACUACAUUUUGGUUAACAAAUCUGAUCACUCAGGCUGUCUCACUGUAUUCCUUUAGCUCACAAUUAGAGUGCUGAUUUUCAAUCUACCAUUUUGAGUUUUCUCUGUGCUUUGGCAAGGUCACUGUGGGGGUUUGGGCCCGCUGUUCCGGCAGGCCAUGGAAGUCUGGCCCUGGGGAUACAGAAUUAAAUUGAUUUGUUCCUUUUGCCUUUCUAGCAUCAAAACCAGAACUGAGACCCUCACAGAAACAGGAAGGCGCUGCUGCCUCCCCUAAGCCAAAGCCCUCACUUGGGCUACUCCCCCAUCUCUGUGCUGGGUUCUAGCCCAGAACAGAGAAAAUGAGGGACCUGUUCCUGUCCCCCAUGCCUUGGUCUCCAUGGAGCAGUAACACUAAGUCUCCAGGCUGCACAAUGGUGUCCCCUGACCCAUGGCACAGAGAAGCUGGUGCUGCACUGUUUACAUUUUCUCUCAUUUAACACAUUGAAUGUAAUGAGACUUUUUGGAACAGCUUCUCUGAUGUUAGGUGGAGACCAUGACCAUAGGCGCCAACUCCUUGGGUGCUCUGGGGCUGCAGCACCCACAGGGAAAAAUUAGUGAGUGCUCUGCACCCACUGUCAGCUAAGCUCCCCGCCCCGCCUCUCCUCCUCCCCCUCCCCUGAGCAUGCCGCAUCCCUGCUCCUCCACUAACCUCCCAGCGCUUGCCGCUACCAAACAGCUAUAGUAAGCUCCGGGAGGGAGGGGGGAGGAGCGGGAACGCGGCACACUCAGGAGAGGAGGCAGGGCCAGGGUGGGGAUUUGGGAAAGGGGUUGGAAUGGGGGUGGGAGGGGGAAGGGCAGGGGUGGAGUUGGGGCAGGGCUGGGGGCAGAGGAGGGGUCGAGCACCCACCAGCGCCAGUAGAAGUCGGCGCCUAUGACCAUGACAUCUGUGUUCCUAUGGUCUUCAGCCAUUUCUCUGAGUCCUGGAUGUGGGCAAAGUGCUGUCCAAGAGUCUGCUUAGGGAGCAAGGAAAUGGUUAAUGAUUGGUAACCAGGGCAGAGGUAAUAUUCACAGCCUCCUUUCAGUGCUAAGGCAACUGUAGUACAACAUUAUCCUGCUGUCCUAGCUUGUUGCUUUGACUCUGGCUUCCCUGUCUGUGCAUCUCUUCACUGGUGCACCCUUCUCUGUCGCUGCUUGUGUUCGCUGUCAGGGCCCUCCUGGUCAAUCCUCAUCCUCCCUGUCCUCUCUCAUUUGCUAUUAAGUUGUCGACACAUGGGUGCAUGAUGCCAGCCUCAACUGCCCACCUGUUAAAUAUUCAAACGAGCACCUUUAUGAUUUCUCCCAUGCUGCCUCUCAAGAUUGGGAGGCUCUCCCUAUAAAAACCCUCAAAGCUACCUCAUUAUUCACCUUCAGAUCCCUUCUCAAAACUCUCCUUUGCAGUGAUGCCUAAAAAAACAUGACAGUGAUUAUCCAUCUAUAGUCUCUUGUCUGAUACUUAGAACGUAAGCGCCUUGUUCCAGGGGCCAUCUGGUUUUUUUUCUGUCCUUGUACAGCGCCUAGUACAUUGGGUUCCUGGUCCAUGACUAAGGCUCCGAGGUGCUACAGCCAUCAUCCCAAGCCAUCAGUAACAAUCACAAGCUCUUGCUACUUGACCUAGUGGUAGUUGAUAAAUUGUAUAGGCAGUUGCUUUAACUCACUUUGACUCAUUGUGAAAUAUAUUCAGAAGACCAAAGAACCAUUAUCGGUCAGGUUUACUGCUAAAGCCAAUAAGAAUAUACUAUGGGAAAAAAGAGUCAAUAUGAUACUGGUCUCUGGAAGCCAUCUCAUGCAGUGUUAUGUUCACCUUACACAGAUGGUGUACUCCCAGAGUUAUACGUUUCAGCUGAUAAUAUUUAUAGGAUGAUUUUACAUGUUACACAUCUCUUUACAUGUCACUAAAAUCCACGCCAUCAGUUCAACCCAGUUUCUUAUCUUAUUGCUCUGUUCCUUCCCUUCUCUUUGUUUUGGAUACUCAUAUUCCAGGUACUGGUUUGUCAGUGUAACUCCCUACCUCUUGCUAUGGUAAAAUAAUCAUAUGUCCUGAUCCUGACAACUUUCAUAACUAUUUAAGCCAAAGCUUAUUUUAGCUAAUGCAAGGUGUUAGAGGACACUUACUAUAAUUCUGGGCUCUUAUGCUAAAGAUAUAGGCCAUCCAGGUGUGGGAAAUCAGUAUUUCAAGAUCCCCAUCAUGGAUAAGGUCAUUCAAGGUUUGUUUUGCCUUGUGCAUGUCAUGGCUAAUAUGAAUAAUGUGCGUGUUUUCUGUCUAGUAAUGAUUUUAAUUUAAACUGAGUGGAUUAAUUUACAUGUUUAAAAAACUGGUUGGUAAAUUUAAACUUCAUCUUGGUAUUGGGGAUCACUUUGGAUAAUAAAUUCAUUUUGAAAAACUGG
Messenger RNA from Dermochelys coriacea (leatherback sea turtle), 6699 nucleotides. Its product is annotated as myosin-IIIb-like. The coding region runs from base 104 to 3316 and encodes 1070 amino acids. Gene Ontology annotation, cellular component: myosin complex. The record is from RefSeq and is a predicted model, not a curated record. The transcript has 30 exons. Gene Ontology annotation, molecular function: cytoskeletal motor activity; ATP binding; protein binding. NCBI's taxonomy places the organism in Eukaryota, Metazoa, Chordata, Testudines, Dermochelyidae.